CGUCUGCCUCCUCGCUGGGGCCCGACAUUUCCCUCGGAUCGCCGCCCACGCCACGCGCGGUCGGCGGCGCCUGCACGCCGCGACACAGGGUCUUCUUCCUUAAGACUCACAAGUGUGGCUCCUCGACUUUGCAGCAUUUAUUCCUGAGAUACGGAAAGAAGCACAACCUCAGCUUCGCCCUACCAGCGUCCGGCAACUACCUGGGAAGCCCUGGCCUGUUUUCGCCGAGCAUGAUACCGCCGAGACUCAGAACACAGGACGGGCGCUUCGACAUGUUCCUUGUGCACACUCGUUUCCAUCAAGGAAAUGCAGAGAAGGUGAUGCGCGAGGGGGCAGCGUGGGUGACGAUGCUUCGUGAACCUGCGUCGCAUUUUCAGUCGUUGUGGAACUUCUAUGGUCUUCGAAAGCAUCUGAACAUGAAUCUGAGCGAGUUGCUGGAGCUUCCGUACGCGAAGGCCAACGACAAGAGACGACUGAAUAAAUUUGGGCUCAAUAUGCAGAUGUUCGACCUCGGCUUCGACCCUACCCAAGAGCCCUCCGAGGACGACCUUCGCGCUGAGUUCGACAGGCUGAACCGACGCUUUGACCUGGUGAUGAUUCUGGAGAGGUUCCAGGAGUCGCUCGUCCUCCUGAAGCACCUGCUGUGCUGGACCACGGACGACGUCGCCUACCUCAAGAUCAACGCGCUGGGCAGCCGCGCGAAGUACAAUUUCACGGCCGAGGACAAGGCUAGGGUACGGGCACUGAGCACACACGACAUGGCACUUUAUGACUACUUUUCAAAACGAUUCGACGAGAAGGUAAGGCAAUUCGGGAAAACUAAGAUGAAGUGGGAACUUGAACAGCUUCAGAAAGCUAACGAUUUCUUACAACGAAAAUGUUUCGGAAUAUCAGAGCUAAAGGAUGCAAAAGUCCUUUCACUUUGUAAAGACUUGAAAGCCAGGGAAAAGUCUUUCCUGAAUAAUAUGAGGAGACGGCAGUUGCGAGAGAUCCAGAAAGGUUUGCUGUAGCAUCAGCACGCGCUGCUGCUUAAGCUGUUUUUUUGUUUUGUUUUGUUUUGUUUUAUUUUGUGUGUUUGUCAUAAAAACACAUAUUUAAACCAGGCGUAAAUAUUC
Penaeus indicus is the source of this 1115-nucleotide messenger RNA. Its product is annotated as galactosylceramide sulfotransferase-like. Lineage: Eukaryota; Metazoa; Arthropoda; Malacostraca; Decapoda; Penaeidae. Gene Ontology annotation, molecular function: galactosylceramide sulfotransferase activity. Bases 231 to 1010 code for a protein of 259 amino acids. The record is from RefSeq and is a predicted model, not a curated record. Gene Ontology annotation, cellular component: membrane. Gene Ontology annotation, biological process: glycolipid biosynthetic process. The transcript has 4 exons.